Jatropha curcas is the source of this 1434-nucleotide messenger RNA. Lineage: Eukaryota; Viridiplantae; Streptophyta; Magnoliopsida; Malpighiales; Euphorbiaceae. The record is from RefSeq and is a predicted model, not a curated record.
UAUUUUCACUCCUUUCCAAACAGAGUGUUAAAGAAAAAAAAGAUUCUGAGUCAUGUUCGCAGAAAAAAAUUCAAACUUGAAAGUCACGCUUGGCCUUUGAGGAGUUGAAAGGGCAGAAGAGAAGACAAAGUCGUCUUCGCGCUGUGAUCGUUUAAUCAAGAAAACCUAUCUCUGAUUAUCUCUUCUUUUAUACCCUUUAUAUUCAGAAGUUACAAUGCGUCUUCUUGAUUUUGAAAUUUCCUCUAAAACACCAUAAUUCUAAGAAGAUCGAUCCACAAGCAAUUGAUUUUCUUGCUUGAUUUGUCUCCAUGGCUUCGCGAUCUCAUGUAGCAUUGUCCACUGAUCAGCUAGACGAUUCAAACAGAGACGACAGCUUAUUAGAUCGCAGCAAUCGACGUUAUCAAAAAGAAAUCAAGGAAUCUAAUUUCGAAUUCGGAUGGGCAUUUGUUCUUAUAAAUCUGGUUUUGGAAAUGCUGAUACUGACAUUCGAUCAAAUGGCAUCGCUGCAAGAGCCUCAAUAUGGAUUGGUGGUUUGGGGAUUGUGCUUUGCGAUGAUGUUAGUUUGUGCAUCUGAGCUGAUUUAUAAAGGAAUAAUAAAGGAAAAGCUUAGUAUAUUACAAUGCUUGAAAUCUCUGCUUCCAUGUUCUUCUUCAGGUAAUCAAAAGAAUCCAUAUAGUUUCUUUGAUGGUUUAAUCCUACUGGGUGCCAAGAUUCAGACUGCUUUUGCAAGCAUUGGUUAUGGCUAUUUACUUCAAGGGAAAGACAAUCCAAUCAAAGUGUCUUUUGUAUCCCUCAUUUUUCUUGCAUUCUUCCUAUUUGCCAGAUUUUUUAAGAACAGAAAAGAAGCAACCAUUCUUCCAGCUUAGAGGCUUUUCUUGAACUAACUGCAUUGAGAAUUAUACCUUGUUUGUUUGCUUCCAAAUUGAUUGCCAUUGAUAUAUAUUAUUAAUUUCUAUAGCUAGUUAGCAAUUUGACAGAAAAAAGAAAACUCAUGUAGACAAAUUACUUUAAUCUAUAAAUUUUAUUGUUGCUUGCCUAGUUACCUCCAUUGUUGGAUUUUCUUUUUCUAAAAAUCUGUUUGAAUACACCAUAGUGUGUCAUAAAAAGGAAAUAAAUGAGUGAAGAAGAUAACAAAGACACAAGGGAGGACGGCCAAGUGGCAUUAGUCGCGAGAAACGAACGAGAUAUUCUAUAUGCGUAAAGGAAAAAUGACAAGAAAGAGGAAGGGAUUUGGUUUAUUAGGUUUUUUUUUUUUUAACUUCUUCCUUCCAAGGAUCAGAUCAGAGUAUCUCUCUCUGGGUUUUGCUUUGUAUUUUGACAAAUGCAACGUAUGAACCCCACUUUUGAAUUUUAGCCAAAAAGACCCCAUGUACCAAUGAAUAGCUUGAACUUGAAGAAAAGUUUUUUCCUAAAAUUAUUUUUGCGUUUCUUUUA